Orussus abietinus is the source of this 2822-nucleotide messenger RNA. Its product is annotated as methyltransferase-like protein 13. NCBI's taxonomy places the organism in Eukaryota, Metazoa, Arthropoda, Insecta, Hymenoptera, Orussidae. The transcript has 9 exons. Bases 217 to 2253 code for a protein of 678 amino acids. The record is from RefSeq and is a predicted model, not a curated record.
GACGAACAUGCGAUACCUUGGUGGUUCCCGAUGGUUCCGCGGGUCGGUACUUUUUAAAUUAAAGCGUUUUUACCACGUUUAUUUGUCGUAGUUUAUCUCUAAAGUGUAUGUUUUUAUUUAGACGGCAACGAUUUUCUCAUCGUUUGCAUAUAGAUUUAUAAUUCACAAAUCCCUGUGGAACUUUCAGUUCUAUCGAAUGAAAUAUAAAUCAUCGAAAUGAACUUGUUACCGAAGUCACACGAAGAAUUCAAUAAGGUUGAGUACUGGAACACGUUCUUUCGAAAGCGAGGGAAAAAGAGUUUUGACUGGUAUGGAGAGUACCCAGAACUUUGUGGGUACCUAUCAAAGUAUGCGAAGACCAAAGAUUUGAUACUCGUGGUAGGAUGUGGCAGUUCUACACUGAGUGCAGAUCUUUACGAUGUUGGUUACAGGAAUAUAACAAAUAUCGACAUUUCAGAGGUUGUCAUUAAGAAAAUGCAAAAGAUUAAUGAGAGUGCCAGACCAUCUUUAAGGUUUGAGCAUAUGGAUGCAACAUGUAUGACUUAUCCAAAUGAGAGGUUCAGUGUCGUCCUGGACAAAGGUACCUUGGAUGCUUUAAUGCCAAGUAGUAAUGUGGAGGCAACCGAUACAGUUGAUAAAUUCUUUGGUGAGAUUUCUAGAGUUUUGCGUAACGGAGGUCGAUACAUCUGCGUGUCUCUACUGCAGGAGCACGUUUUGAAGAAGCUUCUCUCUUAUUUUCCAUCCUCAGGAUUCUUGUUUCGAAUACUGCGAUGUCACGAGGCUGAAGAGAAAGCACGCAAAGAAGAAAAUGGUUCCAUGCCCGUAUUCAUAGUUGUUGCCACCAAAUUCCUUAAUUUACCAAAACAGGUCCUUGAAAUAUCUCUUGCUGGAACUGUAACAGAAAGAGUCAACACUAUCGAAGACAUUGAAGCUGCUGUGGCGACUGCUCAAAUGUCAGCCCUCGUUUGCAACAGUCUCUUCAAGGGUACGACUACUAACCUCGGUGAGAUCGCGUUGGAUUUGUAUCGGCCCACAGAAAAAGUUCCUCGCUAUACCCUCUACAUUUUGGACAAAGUUCGCCCCAAAGGUAGCAAGACCUAUGCGGCUUUCAUUGUUCCUCGAGGAAGAGAUCCGGAAUGGUUGUUUAGCACAAAAGAGGGAAGACAACAAUUACUCGAUACGGUACAACGAGACCGUUUAGUGAUAAUAAUUCAGCGUAGAGAGUGUACAUUCGAAGGUAUCGAUGCAGUCAAGAGGGAGCUCGAAGGUUCCGUACGCAAUUUUGCUCCGGCAGGCCUUGGAGCGAACGUGCAGAUUCCAUACAUAUCCUUGGGAGAUGAUACAAGCUCACAAAAGAUUCUCUACGAGGGUAAAAGCGAGAUCAGUGGGCCUGUUGUAGUGGAAGACGUCGAUGACGGAAAAGGCAGUGUAUCCCGGAGGCUAAUCUUCCUGAACAACCAAUUUGUAAUACAAAGCGAAGCCAGAUUGAAAACAACAAAAUCUAGGCGUGGCAAAUUGAAAACCGUGAUCGAUCCAAUGUUCCUGAGCUGUGAACAUCAUAUUAAUAUGAGCGUUGCCGCUAGUUUAGAAAUCCAUCGCAGCAAAGAUUGCGAAAUUCUUAUCAUGGGUCUUGGUGGAGGAGGACUUUGUACGUUCUUACACAGGUGCUUCCCACAUAUUAAGCUGGUCGCAGUGGACAUCGACGAGCUUAUGCUACACGUUGCAACGGACUAUUUUGGUCUUGUCCAAAAUGAGAAAUUACGAGUGGUAAUCUCAGAUGGCAUAGAGUUUUUAAAGCAGGCAGCUAACGAAGACAAAAAGUUCACGGCAAUUCUCUUUGAUGUAAAUGGUAAAGACAACAGUUUGGGUAUGAGUUGUCCUCCGAAAGAAUUUCUGGAGGAUUCUACGCUUCAAUUGGUCCAGGAGUGCCUCGCUACGAAUGGGGUGUUUGUACUAAAUCUUGCGUGUCGAGACGAAAACUUAGCGCAAAAUGUAUUGGAAAAAUUAAGAAAGAUAUUUCGUGCGGUGAUGUCGUGGGGUCUACAAGGUGCAUUUAACCGCGUAGUCCUGUGUUGGUGCAACCCUAAUGGUACAAAGGACUUAAGUAAAAGACUUCAAAAUGCAGUACGAUAUCUAAAUAAUAAAUUUGACAGCUCCGUCGACAAAUCGACUGGUUCGAAAGAGACCGUGGUAAACGCCUCUUCGCUUAUCGAUGAACUCACUAUCCAUCGUAACGAUUCAAAUGCUGAUUAAAAGAUUAUACUCAUUAAAGGCAUUCAAGGAACGCAUGGCUAAUUAUACCACAGCUUACCCUUUGUCAUAAAACGCUGAAAAAUGCAAAGAGAAGAGAUUCCUUACGGUAUUCUAAACAAUAUUCAUGCUACUACAUCCUAUUUUAUCUGUCCAUUAUUUGUAUUUUUAUUUUCUAACUUUUUCAUUGUUAUGACGACAAAUAAUCAAUAAUCUGUAAUUAACGGAACAAUAUUACAGAAGAUGUAUUAAUUGUUUUCAUAUAUUUUAUAUGCUUAGUAGGUGCAUUCUCGGAAUUAUUCUCCCUGCUAAUACAAGUUUAUUCAAUAUAUACAGUUCAUUGCUAAAUGGUCUUCAUAAAGUGAUUCCAUUCGUAACAAUCCGUUCACGGUUCCCGAUGUCUGCGAAGAUGGAUACAAUUUAUUUAUAUGAUUAAUUAUAUAAAAUUCAGAAGCUAAAUGUGAUUUAAACAAGCCACUUUUAUAGUAUUUCUAACAGUCGUAAUUUCGUUCUUAUGAUUAUUAUUUCGAUUCGGAAAACCGGAGCCCAAUAAAGAGAAUUUUUCGAAGGUA